Molecule: messenger RNA, 1758 nt
Organism: Guillardia theta CCMP2712
Lineage: Eukaryota; Cryptophyceae; Pyrenomonadales; Geminigeraceae
Exons: 2
Coding region: 1-1758 (585 amino acids)
Molecular function (GO): protein binding
Source: RefSeq, a predicted model, not a curated record
AUGCGCUGGGUCAACAAGCCGCAGACUCGCGGACUCUGCAAGCGAACCCUCCACGGGCACCUCGCCGGCACCUUCGGGGCGGUGUGGGCGCGAGGAGGACGGGGGGUGAUAUCGUGUUCGGAAGACCGGACCCUCAAGGCCUGGUCAGCCAUCACAGGCGAGUUCCUGCGAGACCUGGGCGAGCACGAGAAAGCAAUUCACGUCCUCGCAUCCUCUCCGUGGGGUGAGACGUUUGCAAGCGGCAGCGAGGAUGGAGUGGUCAAGGUCUGGUCAAUCUCGUCGGCGUCUGAGAUCGCAACGGUGGUUCCCUUCAGGCUGGGUGUCUCUUCUAUCGACGUCGCUUUCUACAACAACUCGAUGCUCCUCGCGACUGCUGGUGGCGAUGCUGUCAAGCUCUGGCGUUUACCCACGCUUGACAAGCGAGGCGGGCUAUACGGGCACAAGAAGCGAGUGAGUGCGGUCAGGUUCUGCCCGUCAGCUCCAGUAGCAGCGACCGGCUCGUGGGACAGCAGCGUCAUGGUGUGGGCUCAGAGCUCCCCGCUCGUGUGGCUCAACGUCCAGGUCCUCUCCGGUCACAGCGACAUGGUCCGCUCCCUUGCCUGGUCUCCUCAAGGCAGCACCCUCGUGUCCGCCUCCUCCGACAAGACCGUCAAGAUCUGGAAGGGCUCGGAGGCGCCCGAGGUGUCGGAGUGGAGGCUGGCGGCGACGAUCGAUGGACAUACGGACGCGGUGACGGAUGUGAAGUUUCAUCCGCAAGGUCAGACAGUCUUGACGUGCAGCCGCGACAGCAAAGUCAAGCUCUUCGAUACCAACGUUCCCUUCGAGACCUCCCCCGUCGUCUCCCACUCGCUGCCGGUGCUGCUGGCUGCUGUGUGUGGCAAGAAGCAAGUGGCAGUCACGGUGUCGGAGGAUCAGGAGGUGAAGGUGUGGGAGUACACGACAGGCACGUUCCUUGUGUCGCAGAGCUCGAGCCACAGCUCCGGUAUCAGUGCGAUAGCCCUGUCGAGCGAUGGGAGGUUCGUGCUGACGGGGGGAAGAGAUGGGGCGAUAAGGAGGCGCGAGAUUCAAGGGCUCGCGCCUGCUGGUGUGCAGCAAGAGGUGAAGAGAGCGCACCAGGGAGGAGUGGCGGUGCUGGAGCACCACAGGGAAGAGAGCUUCCUGCUGUCAGCUGGAAGGAGCGACGGGAGGAUCGUAGUCUGGGAAUCGGAGGCUCUUCUCGACCUCGCGGUGCUGGUGGUCGGGGAAGGGUCAGUCAUCUAUCGGGCCCUCUUCUCCUCGGACUCGAAGUUCGUGAUCUCAGCAGACGACAAGCGAGGGAUGCGGCUGUGGAACAUCGAGACAGGGCGAGAGGUGUUCGCUCAGACCCUCGGGUCCUCGGAGAAGCUUGCCAAGGUCGACUUCUCAAGCGACGGGAGGUUCAUCGCCACUGUCAAGACGAGCAGCGAGCAAAUCGAGGUGUGGGACGCGAGCGGGGGGGGGCUGAAGGGCUCGCUGAAGAAGCACCAGGGGAAGGUCGUCGACACGUCCUUCUCCACUGACGGAAAGUUUCUGAGCUCCAUCGCCACAGACAAGAACUUGAUCGUCUGGCGUCUGAGCUCCCUGCGGCCCUUGUGCUCCUUUUCCCUCGCUCAGUCGCCUUGUUGCUUGUGCGCCUACCAGGCGUGGCCCUGCCUGGUCGUGGGCGAUCAAAUCGGCAGCGUCUUCUUCCUCACCUUCGUCGAGCCACAGCCUCCCGAAGAAAGCGACGAGGAGGACUGA